ACUGGAAAGAGCAGAGUACAUAAAGAGUUGGAAAAGUUUGUAAAAUGUGUUGUUUUGUGAGGUUAUGAAAAAAUUUUGACGGAGGAAUUGUAACAUUUGCUGGUGUUUGCAUAUUAAAAUGUUUUUGUAGUUUGUCACCUGAUGCAGGGUCUAUUUUUGGAGACAGUAUAUGGCUGUUACAAACGCUUUGUGUAACACUCUGGCUUAUCGCUAGUCAUAGUGAUGCUAUCGAACCUCUUGGUCUAGUUCUCCUUCCUUUCCCUUAGGCCAUUGGUCCUUAGUUCUGCUGGCUCAAGGGUGGGGCCUCCAUGCCUAAUCUGCUCCUGGCUUCCUGUCAAAGGAAACCUCAUACAUACUCAGCCUUGGUACCACAAGUGACCAUGCAGCUGGCCUGGUAUUGAGACAAGGCUGUUGGUUUCAGGGAGGAAUGACCACAGACCAUGUUUGAAUGCACAGAACAAAGGCCGUUUACCAAGCUUUUGCAGAAAUCGAGAGCUGUUCAGGACUUUGUGUUCUUUUUGCUGAUGGAGUACACAUGAGGAAAUGUAUCCAGCAGAUCUGGCUUCAUGGAUCAUUCAUAGGAUAUGAGGACAUGCAAACAGAUAGCCAUCUGGCCCCAGGGCACUGAUGUGCAUUCAUUUCAUCACAUGAUCUGUGUACUUAUCUCUUUCCUUGUCAAAAUCAGUUGCAUAACCUACAGCUUUUCCCAUUGUGAGUCACACAGCUGACAAUAACGGGACAUUGUGUUUGGUCAAACACUGUUCUCAGGAGCACAGCAGCAGUUUUCAACCCUGGAUUUGUAUAAGAUCAGAUGUCGGUCUUGUCAUGCCACCCAUAUGGUCUGAUAGUCAUUGCCAUCCUCACCUUGUCUUCUGUCCAUAUAAAGUCUGAGAUAUGGAGCAAUGAAGUUUCAGACAUUCAGUAUGGGAAUCUGAAUUCCAACAUCACACUGUUAUGUGGGGGCACUAGAAGAGGGUCCUCGGUGGAGUGGCGACUUAAUGGGAGUGCUUUGGGCCCUGGCCGUGUAGCUCUUUCACCAGAUGGCUCUCUGACCCUCGUCCACACUAGCAGUAACAUGGAGGGAAACUACACUUGCUAUGACCGAAAGGGGGUGCUGCUUCAUACCGUCAUACUGCGUUUGGGACAUGUACCAGGGCGACUUAUCGUGAAGUGCACAAUGGCCAAUCACCACAGUGUCCGGUGUUCCUGGCGGCCAUUAGUGAACACCCAUCUUCCCACCAAAUACACGGCUUCCUACAGAGACCAGAUGAAUAAGGUUGAGACCUGUCACCAGGAGCCCUCCAAGCCCAACGAGUGCACUAUCUUAGACCCCACCACCUGGCACCAUUCUCAUACCAUCAACAUCACGGAGAUCAAUCCUUUGGGGGUUGAGACCACACUGUUCCUGGUGAAGUUCCAUGAGCUGUUGAAACCAGACCCUCCUGAGGAUGUGAAGAUCAAGGCGGUGGAGGGUGAGCCCACUAGGCUUCGAAUUAGCUGGAGAUACCCUAGCACUUGGCCUCAAAGCAGGGCCUUUCCCCUCAGCUUUCAGCUGCGCUACCGACCCAUGGGCUCCAGCAUCUGGUCUGAGGUAAAGACCAAUAACACCACCCUGAUGAUCAUGGAUGCCCUUGCUGGGCACCUCCACACUGUCCAGCUGCAGGCUGCAGAUGAUCUGAGCUUCGGCCAGUGGAGUGACUGGACUCCCGAACUGCUCGCCAUGCCCUGGACAGUUCCAGUAAAAGAAGAAGUUAAUCCAACUGGAAUCGAGGAUUUGUAUGACCUGCAGACCGAACAGAGUUACACAGAAAGUCCAGGUGCAGUGCCAUCGGAGUACAGGAAUUUAGGGGUGUUAAUAUCUCUGGGCCUAUUUGCAGGACUCAUCCUUGCCAUGCUCGUCACCUUAAUCAUUCUCCUUUGGCUGAGACAGAAAAGGCGAGACAUGGGCACCAAACAGGAACUGGCCUCAAUGAUGACAAUGAAGUCUAUGCAGCUCUAGAAUGUCUUGUUUGGCAGACAGCAUAUCAACUUUGAAAGGAGAAGCCCUGCUGGUGUCAUUAUCUCCCACAAGCCAAUAUACUGGACUACAAUUCCCACAAUCCACCUGAUUCCUGUGCCUUGUGGCUGCUGCUCAUUGACCCAUUCUUUUCAGUGGAUUUCAGAUACAUGAGUAAUUCUGCAAUAUUUGUAGCACACAUUCAAAUGACACAGUAUCAAUUUUUGGACUUAACCAAUGGCCCAGGUACAUUAAAUGUUGUUUCUCCUUGGUCUGAAGAAUGGACUGUUUGGCUUUUCAGAACUGCUGAAAACACCAUGAAAGAACCUGGUUCUUCUCUGCCAGCAAGUGAGCAUUUUUUGGGCAUUAUGGACAUGCAUGUUUUUUGUUCUAUUUCUGAAUGGCAUCAGUGGGGAGCACAUGAAGACAGGAGUAAAAAGACACCCAUCAGUCACAAGAGAAGGAAUGCUUCCAAUAGGCUGCUGCUAUCUGUUUGACAGAAGAAGUUAAAGGUGAUUGGUUUCUUUUUUUAAAUACUGAAAUAUUUUCUGAAAUACUUUUUUUGAAAAAAGGAUCGAUGAGCCUUUUGGGAAACUGUACCGUGUUCACCUUGACGGCAUUGAGGACGGAAGAGGAUCUCUGUGUUUCCUGCACCUCCCUCCCACUACUACUAUCCUCCCAUAGAGAUGCUGUUUUGGGGAUGAUGUUGGGCCUCCUGCUUCUCUCCUGAUUGGUUGCUAGAAUGAAAACUGUGAGCAGCACUGCAAUCUGCAACUGGUAGUAGGUUCAUAUAUGUUCAGUCAGCUGGUUGGUUGACUUUCUCAGACAGGAAUGUGAAAAAGGGUUCUGUCCCCUAGGAAGAGACCCUUCCAUGAAGGCCAGUCAGUUUUCCAGUCAGACGUCAAUGUUUGCAGACACACAGACUUCUGGAGGGUUUGCAUGUCCUGGCAGUGUUGGGGCUGAAGAGAGCGAUUUUGGGUAACACCACCACCUGGAUGUCAUCUGUGAUUAGGGCCGCUUGUCAAGAGCUCUGCCCCCAGGCCUUUGCACUGCAAAUCUCUGAUUUCACUCAUAAAGAAAACCUCCUUGAAUAAAAGGAGUCACACUAAAUGCAGCAAUCAUUGUAGUUAUUUUUUAGCUAUUCGCACAGUUUAUAUUAAUCAGAGUUUAUCAUUGUGUAAUGUAUGUUAGCCAACUGCAUAUAUUAGUUUUGUGUAAGCCGUUUACUGUGCAGAGAUUUGCCGAAUGCAGAAAAAAAGAAAAAAAAAAAACCCCAGAGAGCCGUCUGCUUUUUGUACAUCCUGCCACAGUGCCGUUAAGCUGACAUAACACUUUUAGGUCCUAAGUGUGGUUUAAGGUUUUGUGUGUUUUUCACGAUUUUAAGAUGUUCAACUCAGAUACUCCCUGCUGCUUAUUCAGUGUCUGUAUGAUGGGGCCUUGCUUUCUGGAACCUAUUUGCAUGUACAGGCUUGCCAUGGGGCCUCUUGUUAAAGUCAUGUGUACACUUGUAGUUGCCCGUGGACUACCGCCAGUCUUGUGUGUAACACUGGGGCAACAUUUUCAUAACACCUGGUGGUUUUAAGAAGUGCAUUGAAAGCAGCACUGCAGUCUUGUAAUGAAAGUGAGUACAGUGUACUUUUAUGGAAGAAAAAAAAAACAACGGGAAAAGAAGACCGAUUUAAAGGUGCUUAAUUUAAGUAAAGAAAGUGUUUGUCGAAAGGGAUAAUGGGUAAUGAAUGUGAGUCGGCAAAGCCAUAGCUUGCUGCUGUCUGCCCUGUCAGAUCUCAGCGGAAGAAAUGGAAAUUCUUUAGCUGCAGGUUUGGAUUAGACCAAAGAGUAGACUGUGCAGCCGGGCACUGCAGGUUUUGCCUGAGGGUGACAGUGGAAGGUGCAUGUGUGGUAAUGUGACACAUUUACUGUUCUUCUUGUGCAGUACCCACGCUGCAUGAGUUCUUCAUAAAAACCUUUUAUAUUUUGUCCCAAGAGUAAGUGUCAGAGUUCCAUGUAAACGCCUAGUACCAUGUAAAAUAAUACAUUUUACUAUACAUUGUUUUCCAAGUCGGUGUGAAGCUAGUUUUUACCCUCACAGAUGUGCGUUGGCCAUGGCAUCAUGGGUAGUGCAGUUCCACAACGGUAAAUGAAUUCAGAGUGACCGAGAAGGUAGCUCCACUGGUCUGCACACGCUGAACAGAGAACACGCCAGAGACAGGAAGCGUGCAGUUGUCCACGUGCUUCAGUGCAAUAUGAGGAAUGACCCAGCGUCCACGCCAUCGCUGGGCCCUUGCAACUUCCUGUCCCUUGACAUCACACCAUUAGCCUGGGUCUCAGGGGUGGCCUGCCGCAGUUUUAUCUUCCAGUAGCUAAAGAUGGGGUAGGGACACCCCACACCCAAUCUCUGGCCCAUGUCUAGCACUGUACAAGUUUGUAGUUGCAUUCUCUCAACCAGAUUUUGUGUCAGAAAAAGUAAUAAUAUUUUAAAGAAUGCUGCCCUUCUGUCUGGUACAUUUCAGUAAAAGAAUGUCAAAGUGCCUUGUGGAAGUGAUUUUAUGCGGUAUUUGUGUGUUGGAUUUUAAUCGCCCAACACAAGUACAAAGUCCAUUAAAAAUGUUUAUGUACACAAUUUGUGUGCAAUAUGCAAUACGUUUUAUAGGUUAUUGCAUAAUAGAUAUUGUACUACACAUGCUGUACAUGCACACAGAGUUGGAUAGAGAGUGGGCAGUUAUCCUUUGCUAAAGCUAUAGGGUCUGUAGGUUUUUGUAAUGCACCAACAUUAAGGAAAAAAGACAGCUGGCUUUUCCAGAUGUGGUUAAUUUGCUACAUGUUAGAAUAGCAGUUAAUGUUUACCUGCAAAAGACUAGUGAGGCUGUUUUCUAUUCAAAUGAUAGCUUUCAUUACUCAGGUAAAUUACAGGAGAGCAGUAUAGCACAAUAUGGCACGACUGCCCAAUCUCAGUCCAUGUAAGUAUUGUGCAGUUGUAGGGCAUGAUUGCCCAUCUGAUGCACAUGUGUGUAAUCAUACAUACAGUACAUAGUCUUACAUGAAAUUAUUUUUUUAUAAAAUGGACUCAAAAAUAUUUACGUUCUUCUGGGUGGUUGUAUUGGAUUAUACAGUAUAUUACUUUUACCUCCGUUCACCUUGGACGCUUUUUGCUCGGUAUUGAAAUAUUUGUUAAAAAACAAAGCUUGCGGUCCCACCUCAUCCCAAGUGCCCCUCUAUUUGUGUACUGAGUGCCUCACGCAGUGCUUUCCGUAAUAGCUGGAUAAUGUAAAAAAACAAGACAAUAAGCCCCUUUUCCGUGUACAUAGUAUAUUGUAUGUGUUUCUGUACACCAAUAUCACGAAUAAGCUGUUUUGUUUCUAUACCUGUUUUUAUUUUUGUGAAGUAAAUGCUAUUUUAUCACUAA
Scleropages formosus (Asian bonytongue) is the source of this 5399-nucleotide messenger RNA. RefSeq names its product interleukin 11 receptor subunit alpha (gene il11ra). Lineage: Eukaryota; Metazoa; Chordata; Actinopteri; Osteoglossiformes; Osteoglossidae. Gene Ontology annotation, cellular component: membrane. Gene Ontology annotation, molecular function: cytokine receptor activity; protein binding. Bases 812 to 1999 code for a protein of 395 amino acids. The transcript has 12 exons. The record is from RefSeq and is a predicted model, not a curated record.